Ixodes scapularis (black-legged tick) is the source of this 1586-nucleotide messenger RNA. It is a transcript of the gene Ttc19, whose product is annotated as tetratricopeptide repeat protein 19, mitochondrial. Gene Ontology annotation, molecular function: protein binding. Bases 29 to 1084 code for a protein of 351 amino acids. The transcript is spliced from 2 exons. The record is from RefSeq and is a predicted model, not a curated record. Gene Ontology annotation, cellular component: mitochondrial inner membrane. Lineage: Eukaryota; Metazoa; Arthropoda; Arachnida; Ixodida; Ixodidae. Gene Ontology annotation, biological process: mitochondrial respiratory chain complex III assembly.
CUCAGUGUGCAACACUGACAGUUUCAAUAUGGCAGCCUCCUGUCGAGCUGGGUUUCGUAUUUUUCGUCUCUUUCGCGUGUCGUUCCUUCGCACAUUCAAUCAAACUGACCUCAAAAGAGCUUAUCCAUGCGUGCUAAAAUCACCAUUUGUGUUUGGACAUUGCCGCGGAAUCGUUCCAAGGACUGCUGUCCUGGCUGGUGUCUUAUCCUUCCUUGGGCUGGGUGACAGCAAAGAGGAGGACACACUGAUCGUUACAAUCAAGAUGGGCAUCCUGAACCUUCAGCAGCAGGAUUACAAGAAAGCAGAGUCUAUCCUUCACGUCGCCCUCAAGAUGGCGCAGGAACGCACGGACCCCCAGGCCGAAACUUACAUCUUUGAUAUCCUUGCCAAUGUCGCGUAUGAGAAGGGAGAGUACUUGAAGGCUGAGAAGCUGUUCAUAGACGUCAUGCAGCGAGCGAUUUCCUCGGGGACUCCCCGCGACGACAACUCGAUAGUCGAAAUGUCACUCAAGCUGGCGCAAAUUUACAGCCAAACGAACGAUAUUGAGAAAGCAGAACAAGGCUUUCAGUUUUGCAUCGACACGCAGCAGAAGAAGUUGGAGGGAAUAGACUAUGCGGACAGCGCUGUAAAGUUGACGGAGGCUGAAACAAACAACCUGGUUUUGUGGGCAAUGAGCAUGGAAGGCUACGGAAGAUACCUCCUCGAACAAACACGUUUCCAGAAGGCGCGCGAAUGCUUUGAGCAAGCACUGAAGGUCUCGGAGAAGGUGAACGGCCCGUCGCACGAAGUUACUCUUGCCUUACUCAAUGACAUAGGAGCGGUUGCUACGCUCCUUCAGGAUUACAAUACUGCCAUUGCAUUGCUUAGAGAGACUAUUGCCAGGGCACAGAGCGUCCAGUCCCCAGAGCUGGCGGCUUUCUAUUGCAAUCUUGGAGGCGUAUUCAUGGAGCAAGGCCAAGACUUGGAGGAGGCAAAAUGGGCAUGUACGAAAGCGUCGAAACUUGCGAAGAGCACGAAUCAUAGGGAAGCUGCGGCGAGGUCUCAGGAAUGCCUAGAGGAGCUGCGGAAGCAUGCUACCGUGUGAAAAGCGAAGACUUUUAGCUGUUGCAUGGCGUGUGCUGCAGCAUUUUUCGAGCUUUCAAACGAAAAAGCAGUAUUUAGUGAUUGAACAAGCAAAAACGCUGCAUUUGGAGAAGUCAUCACAUCGGGAAAUGCAAAAGUUAAAGUAGCCCAAUAGCAAUAUAGGUAAUGUUGAUAUUUUAGGUUUACCUUUAAUAGCAUACAAUGUGUGAUGUCAGUGUUUGACAUAGUAUUUCGUUGUCUAGCAAGUUGCCUUUGUGGACUUUACAGCAUAGGAGUGCCUGUUUUGUAGGCUUCAAAAUAUUAAGUUGUGCACUUAUAAAAAAAAUUCAGCUUGCUUAAUCUAUUUAGACCAGGAUCUCAGCAAGUCGUUUCUCGCUUACUAGAUGCCAUGACUGGAAUGCUGACGCCAAAUAAUAUGCCAAUGCCAUAUUGGCAAAGCAUGACACUAUAAUUGGGCACAAUCCCUGCAUUAAGGCACUUAAACACUUCUGCAUUUGACUGUG